Messenger RNA from Aspergillus niger, 4848 nucleotides. RefSeq lists its product as uncharacterized. Gene Ontology annotation, molecular function: ATP binding; ATP hydrolysis activity; ABC-type transporter activity. Lineage: Eukaryota; Fungi; Ascomycota; Eurotiomycetes; Eurotiales; Aspergillaceae. The transcript has 3 exons. Gene Ontology annotation, cellular component: membrane. Gene Ontology annotation, biological process: transmembrane transport. Bases 1 to 4848 code for a protein of 1615 amino acids. The record is from RefSeq and is a predicted model, not a curated record.
AUGGGCGCUCAAGCAUCCAAAUGUCGGUUCGACGUCGAGACGGGGUUUGGCCCCGCCGCCGACUGCUACGACGGCUUCGACUUUACUUUGCUGUUCGAGGAGUCUAUCCUCACUCUUGUGCCUGCGGGCGUCACAUUGUUUCUGCUGCCAUUGUUUCUGUUGCGGUUGCGUAAAGAAGAGAGAAAGGUGGUGGAGUCGUGGCUUCAUGUGGUUAAACUGGCUGGCUGGUUUGCCCUAUCCACAGUGACUCUCGUGCUGGUAGCCCUAACCGCUAGCAAGGGUCCCACGACACGGACCUCAAUCGCAGCGAAUGUUAUUGUUUUAUUACUGGAUAUUGGACUCGCGUUUCUCUCGCAUUGGCAACAUGUUCGCAGUGUACGGCCAUCAGGGCUGCUGGUGCAGUACCUGGCUCUGACACUUGUAUUCGAUAUCGCGCGUUGUCGCACGCUUUGGGGGGUGCAAUCGGCUGACAAGCUGGCCAUUGUGCUCAGCAUCGCCAUCGGGAUUAAAGCCGUCCUGUUCGUCCUAGAGGCGGCUGAAAAGCGCGGCAUCCUGCUACCCAAGUUUGUGACUCUGCCUUUCGAAGCUACCGCUGGCGAGUUGAAUCUAUGGUUCUCAUGGUGGUUGAAUCCGAUUUUCCUGCGGGGUUUCAAGAAGCAGCUGUCUAUGGACACAUUGUUCGAUGUCGACCCCAGCUUGAAAGCGAAUGACAAAGAGGAGGGUGAUAUCUUGGCUGAAAUGUGGAAGUACUGGAAAUCCAAGCUCCGCAAUCCUCCCCUGCUGGUAAUUUGUCUCGUGCAUGCCCGCGUGCCGCUGUUGAAGUCCAUCCUGCCACGUCUCGCCCAGAUCGCCUUCACCGUCGCCCAACCGUUCAUCCUGCAACGCACGCUAAGUUACAUUCAAAACGACGGGUACGAGAACAGAUCGUCGGUCGGCACAGGGCUUAUCGUCGUCUACGUGAUCGUCUACAUCGGUAUCGCGGUGACGACUGCCCUAGCGCAGCACUGGACCUUCCGGAUGAUUACGCGUAUGCGCGCAGGGCUAGUCGACCUGAUCUACCGACACACGCUGGAAAUGAUUCCUACAGCGCUUGAUGGCGCCGACGCAGUGACGCUCAUGAGCACUGACGUGGAGCGCAUUACCAGCGGGCUUCGCACGUUCCCAGAGCUCUGGGCCAGCCUUAUCCAGAUGGGCAUUGCCAUCUGGCUUCUGGCGGGCAUGCUUAACCUGGCUGUGCUCGGCGCCUCCGCCGUCGCCGUCGUCUCCACUGGCCUGGCCAUCUGGGUGGCCACCGGCGCGGGUAUCGCCCAGAAGGCCUGGCUGGACCAGAUUCAGUCGCGCGUCGCCGCGACAGCCAGUAUGCUGGGAGUGAUGAAGGCGGUCAAAAUGACAGGGCUGACGCAGGUGCUGGGCGACAAGAUUCGGCAGCUGCGCGAGGAGGAAGUCAAAGCCUCAUCUACGUUCCGGUUGAUCUUGGUGAAGCUCGUCACCCUAUCUAAUGUUUCCGAGGCCAUGAACCCGGUUGCCGCGUUUGGAUUAUAUAUCCUCUUACAGCGGUUCCAAGGCUACGCGAUCAUGGAUACGGAGCUGGUGUUGACUUCCUUAGUGCUCCUGCAGUUGUUGCUCGUGCCGCUGGCGAUGCUGAUUGACAGUCUCGCUGGAUUCGUGGGCGCACUGGGAUGUUUUCGCCGCAUCCAGGAUUAUCUGGGCCAGGAGACCAAGGUCGACGGGGAGAGUGCUCGGGCUGCUACUGGCGGGUCUAGUAGCAGUAGUGAGGUGGAGAGUCUUGCGCGUCGGGACAGACGGCGAACGAUUCCUAGCUUGGUCUUGCCGACUAUCGAGGUGGCCGAGUUUCGGUUUAGUUGGCUUUUGGCUGAUUAUUCUGGGGAACAGGGACGAGCAUCCAGGUUUUUGGGGGAGGAAAGAGGCGUUGGUGGAGGAGGGAAUGGGCCGGGCAAUGCGGGUCGUGUCGUUUCAGGUGUUGGUUCGAUGAGAUCCGCGCGGAGUCGACGCCGACGCAUUGUCCCUGCGCCGGUGAUUGAGUUUAAGAAGGUAUCCGCCGGGUGGAAGGACGGGAUGGUCGUACUUCAGGACAUGUCAUUCAAGGUGCCCCGAGGUCAACUAACGAUGAUUGUUGGGUCCGUGGGAUCCGGCAAGUCGACGCUGUUGUAUACCCUCUUGCGCGAAACCAAGGUUUAUGCAGGCUCGAUCAUCGGCUCUCUGGACGAAGCGGCGUUCUGUUCUCAGUCACCCUGGGUGAUCAAUACCACGGUCCAGCAGAACAUCACGGGCGACUUCGCGUUGGAUCCCCGGUGGUAUGCGACUGUGGUGCAAGCGUGCGCGUUGACCUUGGACUUGGCGCAGCUUCCCCAGGGAGACCAAACCAUUGUGGGGAGUUCGGGCAUCGGCCUAAGUGGUGGCCAGCAGGUGCGCAUCUCCCUCGCCCGUGCCAUCUAUUCGCGUAAGCGUACGAUUGUGCUUGACGAUAUCCUGAGCGGCCUGGACGCCACCACGGCGAAGUACAUCUUCUCCUCGCUCUUCGGACGUCAUGGACUUCUCGCUCGGCACGGGGUCACGGUCAUCCUCGCCAGCCAUGCCGUCCACUUCCUCCCCGAAGCCGACUACAUCCUCGCCUUGGGGCCCAAGGGCACCAUCGUCGAGCAAGGCACCUUCACCGAUCUGGCCAGACGCUCCCACGGUGGGUAUAUCCGUGGCCUGGAAGUCCGCGAGCGUCAAGCAGCCCACCACAAGCCCCAAGAAAGCAGCGUCACCCUCGAAACCAUCCCCGACAACGAAUCCCAAGCUGUGCUCCCAACCAUGGACUCAACUGAAAUCCCCGCCCGCGAUUGGUCAGUGUAUGCCUACUACGUGCAGUGUUUCGGCUGGCCACGUAUGGCCUUCUUCAUCUUCAUCAGUGCGAUAUUCGGGUUUGUGAUCGUCUUCUCGCAAGUAUGGGCCGAAUGGUGGGGAAACCACAAUACCCAGCACCCCAACGACAAGGCCGGAUAUUACUGGGGCAUCUACUUUGUACUCGGCCUCAUGGCCACUCUCUCCCUCGUCACCGGGUGUACCUUCUUCGUCAUGGCCCUGGCGCCACGCGUGGCCCGGACCAUCCACACGAGACUUCUUCAGACGGUCCUACAAGCCCCGAUGGCCCUCUUCUACACGACGGACAAAGGCUCCCUAACGAAUCGCUUCAGCCAGGACCUCGAACUCAUCGACCUCGAACUGCCCGUCUCGGUAGUGCAAACAACCAUGAUCCUCUGCAUCAUCCUCGCCCAAACCAUACUCAUGGCCGUCACUUCCAAGUAUUUAGGAGCCGCUCUACCCUUCAUCUUGGCCACCGUGGCCGCCCUCCAGGUCUUCUACCUUCGCACCUCGCGCAUCCUCCGUCUCCUCGACGUCGAGGCCAAAGCCCCGCUGUUCUCCCACUUCCUGGAAACCCUGUCCGGGCUCGUCACCAUUCGAGCCUACGGCUGGCAGGAUUCGUAUACGCGGCGGAAUUUGCAUAAGAUCAAUGAAUCGCAGAAACCGUUUUAUGCGUUGCUGUCGGUGCAACAGUGGCUCGGGUUGAUGCUGGAUCUUGUGGCGGCGGGGAUUGCGGUAGUACUUGCCACGAUCGCAGUCAUGACGAAAGGGUCGACAGAUUCCGGGUUGAUCGGGCUGGCACUGAUCAAUAUCGUGGGGUUUGGUAGUGCCAUUAAGAAGCUCAUUGUGUUCUGGGCGCAGUUGGAGACGAGUGUUGGUGCGGUGAGUCGCGUGAGGUCCUUUGUUGGCCGGGUGGGGAGCGAGCAUAAAGAUGGUGAAAGGAAUGAAGGGAGUGUUGGGCCGAACUGGCCUGAAAGGGGGGAGUUGGUGUUUGAUGCGGUAGUUGCCUCAUAUUCUUCUUCUGGUGAUGGCGAGGAUGGGGAAGGGGAGGGUGCGGGCGAAGUGGAGCCGGUGUUGAAGGGAAUUUCGCUGCGGAUUGAACCGGGUCAGCGAGUUGGAGUUUGUGGACGAAGUGGCAGUGGAAAGAGUAGUCUCGUUGCUACGCUAUUCCGAAUGCUGGAAAUGGACGCUGGUCGGAUUCUGGUCGAUGGGGUGGAUUUGGCAUCGGUCAGUCGCGAUCUCGUGCGGGAGAGGAUUAUUGCUCUCCCUCAGGAUGCGUGUCUCUUGCCUGGGUCGGUGAGGUUCAAUCUGGACCCGAGGGAGGAGAGGGGCGAGGAAGAAAUCGUGGAUGUUUUGCGUGAGGUAGGACUUUGGGAGGUGCUUUUGGAGAUGGUUGAGGCGGAGGAGAAGAAGGAUGAGGUUCAGGAGAAGAUUGCUGCACCUGGUGAUACUCCCCCUCCUGUUCCUAUCAAAAACAGCGAUGUCCUCAACGCCCCCAUGCCCACUACUGCUAUCUCCCACGGCCAACGCCAGCUCAUCUGUCUCGCCCGUGCUGCCCUCCGGCGCUCGACCAUCCUCGUCCUCGAUGAACCCACCGCCGCCGUGGACGUCGAAACCGAUGCCAUGAUGCAGCGGAUCAUUCGGUCGCGCUUCGCCAGCCAUACCAUUAUUACCGUCGCGCAUCGACUAGACACGAUCAUGGACUUUGACCGUAUCGCCGUGAUUGAUGCAGGCCGGUUGGCCGAGUGGGGCACUCCCAAGCAGUUGGUGACCGGAGACACCUUGUUUCGGAGGCUGUAUCGGGAUAUGCAUGGGGAGGAGGAUGAGGAUGAGGCUUGUCCCGCCUAUGAAGAUCACUACGAUCACAACGAGGUGGAUGAGGAAGAUGGCGACUACAGCUCUGCGAUGGAGACAAGUCCUUCGGCGGAGAGUCAGGCGGGGACGGUGGUUGUCGAUGAGCAGCAGAAUACUUGGAUUUGA